AAUGAUUUAAAAUGAAAUAGCAGAAUGUAUGAAAAAAAUGACAUCUUAUCUUGAUUUGAAUGGUUAUAAGAAAUUCAAGCUUUUUUAAGCAUAGCCUAAUUAUUUUGAUUUAAAUUAUGAGGAAAGAAAAGAUUUAUUAUAAGCUCCCUCUGUAGAUUAUUUAUGUAAAUCAAUUAUAAUGGAAAAUACAAAAUAUGAUGAUUCAUAUCCUGAUAAUGAAGUUAAUCCUAAAUACAUAUGUGUUGUGGUUCAAUAUAUUACAAAAUUGUAAGGAGAGAAGGUAUAUGAUUUAAGAACAUUAUUAGAUUAAUAAAUAUUUUAAAUAGUUAUAGAAUUAGAAAUAUCCUGAUAAAUAAAUUUCUAGAAAUAAAUUACAUUUUAGAUUAACAUCUGAUGAAGUAUAACAAUUGUUUAUUAAAUUAGAUGUCAUAAAAAUUAAGUGGAUAUUAAUUUAAUGCAAUAACACCUUUUAAUAUGGUAUAAAAUAUGCCUCUGUUGAUUUCUGAUAGAAUACUAAAUUUAGAAUAUAUAUGGUUUGGAGGGGGACACACAGAUGUUAAAUUAAGAAUGGAUGUUAAAGAAAUGUGCAAUUUAUAUCCAAAUAAAGUUUAUUAUUCAGAUAUCAUUAUGUCACAAUAAUGAUAGAUGAAAAUCUAAAUAUUUUAAUAUUUGAUAAUC
Paramecium sonneborni is the source of this 678-nucleotide messenger RNA. Lineage: Eukaryota; Ciliophora; Oligohymenophorea; Peniculida; Parameciidae. The record is from the annotation of a GenBank genome assembly.